UGAAACCUGGACAAAGGCAGUCACUCAAGGUAAUCAAACCCAAAUUUAAGUGUUCAUCACUUUGAGGUGAUCUCAGAAUUCAGGCCCUUUAAUAAUGAGGCAGAAUUAUAAGAUUUUAGUCCUUAAAAGCCUGAACUAUGAAACAAUUGCCAGAAAAUUCAAAUUCCUUUUCCAGUUUAUUGACUACAGUGUAUUGUGCACUUUGUGGAGGAAGGAAAAAUUACACUGAUGAUGUAGAAGUUUAAAAAACUGAUGCAUGACAUAUCACACACUUGGUGUCACCGUGCUGGGGGUCCAAGAAUCAAACUUGAGCCUUGCUUGGUCUGGUUUAAAGGUAGCUGAGUCAUGUGUUCGCUUCGAGUGUGUUUUAGUGUAAGUCGGGGUCUCUGUGUCGUGGAGGUCCCCCUGCUCCCGCUUGGUGUGCUUACAGCUUCGUCGCCCACAGCAGAGCUGUUACCUGCACUGAGGAAGGAGGGGUCAUGCGCGCACCUGCGCUCGCCCUCAUGCGUCUCGCCUUGAGAACGCGGGUCCAAAGGACAGCGUAAGCGCGCGCCGGCCCUCGCGGGUCUCGUGGCUCUCUGUUUGUGUGUCCGCGGCUCAGGCCCGAGCCGACAAUAAACAGAUGAAGGCGGCCGCGAUGGGAGGAGAGGACCGAGUAGAGGGCAGGUCCAGCAGGGCGCGGUCUCCUUCUCCUCCUCCCGCGGCACCUCGUGUGCACUGUAGCAGGCUUGCUUCCUGCCAGCAUUUCUGCCAGCCGCCCCGCGCCACAGCGACGCAUUGAGAGGAAAACCGAGAGACAAAAACCUCUGCGGGGACACCCCGUGACCGCCGUGUCCAACAGCCUACGCGCCGCGCGCCUCCGCGUCUGUCUCAGAGCCCGUUUCUCACAGCUUCGACGCAAAGGCACAGCUUUGAACCUGCCUGCCAAGAUAAACUCACCUCUCCUAUUUAUGCCCCUGCACUCCGCGUGCACUCGGGACACGCAGAGCGUGAGCAGCGGCGCAGAGGACAGGUUCACUUCUCUCCAGCGGGGCUCCAGCGGCGCACUGGCCACUUUUACGCGCUGGGAAUGGCGACUUCUGGGGACUCUGGAAUGAGCCCUACUCUGUUGUCUCCGCUCUAAGAUUACAAAGGGGAACCCACGCGUGGAAGGAGAGGACACUCCAACAGAAAUACAGCGGAGACAUAUUGGCCUCCCGCCGUAGGUGGGUGGGUGGGAGGGGGUGACACGCCGGCCGCCAGGCGGAAUGCUGCUCUCGACGCUGGUGACGUGCCUCGCCGGGUGCGCGUUCCUCCUGUCGCCGGUCAGCGAGGGGUGCGGACCGGGCAGAGGCAAUGGCAAGAGGCGGCCGCCGCGGAAGCUGGUCCCUCUCGCCUACAAGCAGUUCACCCCCAACGUAGGCGAGAAGACGCUUGGAGCCAGCGGGAGAUAUGAAGGGAAAAUUACCCGGAACUCCGAGCGCUUCAAGGAGCUCACCCCCAACUACAACCCUGACAUCAUCUUCAAGGAUGAGGAGAACACAGGUGCAGACCGCCUGAUGACGCAGCGCUGCAAAGACAGGCUGAACUCUCUGGCCAUCUCGGUGAUGAACCUCUGGCCCGGGGUCCGGCUACGGGUCACCGAGGGCUGGGAUGAGGACGGCCACCACUCGGAGGAGUCGCUGCACUAUGAGGGCCGGGCGGUGGACAUCACCACGUCGGACAGGGACAGGAACAAGUACGCCAUGCUGGCACGGCUGGCAGUGGAGGCCGGAUUCGACUGGGUCUACUACGAGUCCAAAUAUCACAUCCACUGCAGUGUCAAGUCAGACCACUCAGUGGCGGCUAAGUCUGGAGGUUGUUUCCCUGGUGAGGCCUUGGUCAUAUUGGAAAGUGGAAGUCAGAAGCCCGUCAGUGAUCUGCGACCCGGUGAGAGAGUCCUCGUCUCGUCGGGCAGCGAUGGUAGCGGUGAGCUGGUGUUCAGUGAGGUCCUGACAUUCCUCGAUCGGGACCCCAAGACCCGGAAACUCUUUUACACCCUGCAGACUGAAGCUGGGGCUCAGCUCUCGCUCACCGCCGCCCACCUAAUAUUUGUAUCUAAAGAGAACUGCUCAGAAGGGGCGGUGCCAGCCCGCGAUGCCCUCAGGACUGUGUACGCCAGCGAUGCCCAGCCGGGACAGUGUGUGCUGGUGUCAGAGGGUAAAGGGGGACAGAAGCACAGGGAGGGGCAUCUGUCUCGGAUCAGCCGGGUGACAGUAAAGGAGAUGAAGGGGGUGUUUGCGCCGCUGACCCAGCAGGGGACAGUGGUGGUGGACGGGGUGGUGGCAUCCUGCUAUGCAGUGGUGGACCAGCACUCUCUGGCUCACUGGGCCUUUGCCCCACUCAGGCUGAUCCACAGCUGGACUGGGACCACUGGGGGCCACAGUGAUGGGAUCCACUGGUACUCACAGCUUUUACACUGGCUGGGGAGGAAGUUGUUGGACUCAGGACGGCUCCACCCGCUGGGAGUGGCUCAGGACAACAGGUGAGGAAGCUGAACUGCAAAGUAAGAGCCAAACAGGACCCUAAUGAACUUCCUGCAGCGAUGGGAGACAUUUGGCUUCCUGCUUAGGCCUGAUGGGAAGAAUAAAAAGACAUGAAGUGACACAGAUGAGACCAAAUAAACAUUCAGACUUAAAAAAGUGCACAAACAAAUGUUUUUGUUGUUUGACAUUUAUAUUUGUAAAACACUAUGAAGCAAUAAUCCCUUAAAACAUCCUUAAUUAACUCUAUAAACAUGUAAAUUUAAAAAUCCAUUAAUUACAAAAUGAAGACGAUGAUAAGGUUGACAUGAGUCUCCCUUAAAUUGGUUGGUUAUAUGUUGGUGAGUCGAGAUACUUAUAGGUUGAAAAUGAUUAUAAUUUUAGAGGUUUCUACUUUGAAAGCUGUUUAUGGUAAACUGUUGAUAUUUUGUGGAUUAUGGGAAUUUUAAUGUGAUUUUUAAACAACACAACAAAUCCCAUGAGGGGAAAAAAGUAAGGUAUUUUAAGGGUUCCCUUUAAGAUACUGUUAAAAUACAGACGUAUAUUAAAAAGACUUGUAACCAUUAAACAUAGUUUUAGAAAUAGAAAAGUUAUUUGGUUUUAUUAAUGUUUUAAAGGGGUUUUAGCAUCCUGUAAUUUCAGAUAAUCUCUUAAUUUAUCCCAUAAUUUUCCCUUAAUCUGGUGUAAACCUUGAAACUGCCUGAUUACUGAAAUUUUAUCUGUUUUCACCUGACCCCAAACCAAACCUCUAACCCUGAAAAACUCCUUUUUUGUUAAUCAAUGGAUUUUUCCAGUUUUCAGAUGAGCUACUCCUACUACACUAUGAAAUCUGGGCAGAUUAGUGUGAGAUUUAAGGUGUAAUUUUAAGGGAUUUUGUUUCAUAGUGGAACCCGGGAAAGGGUUGGGGUGGAGGGCUGUGCUCUUUGUAAAAGGACAAAAUGUAUUUUUUUCUCCAACACAUGUACUUUCCUGCUUUAAUACAGAGAUUUUAGAAUUAAUAAUAGAAUGUAUUUAUGAUAUUAUUUGUUUACAGAAAAUCUAAUAAUGUUUAUGAAGUUAUUAUUAUGGGAAAAGAUAUAUUAAAAAGAUUUAUUUUUGAAAUUAAAUUA
This is a messenger RNA of Oreochromis aureus, 3610 nucleotides long. Its product is annotated as indian hedgehog B protein-like. NCBI's taxonomy places the organism in Eukaryota, Metazoa, Chordata, Actinopteri, Cichliformes, Cichlidae. The record is from RefSeq and is a predicted model, not a curated record. Gene Ontology annotation, biological process: protein autoprocessing; intein-mediated protein splicing; cell-cell signaling. Bases 1248 to 2507 code for a protein of 419 amino acids. The transcript is spliced from 3 exons. Gene Ontology annotation, molecular function: calcium ion binding; patched binding.